AUGGAUGGGGCCAACCACUCUGUGGUGUCUGAGAUUGUGUUCCUGGGACUGUCCAAUUCGUGGACCAUCCAGAUUUUCCUCUUCCUCUUUUCCUGCUUGUUCUAUGUGUCCAGUCUGAUGGGAAACUUCCUCAUUGCUGUCAUCUUAGACCCCCAUUUACAGUCUCCUAUGUACUUCCUGCUAGCCAACCUUUCCAACAUCAAUUUGAUUUUUCGUUCCUCCACAGCUCCGAAGAUGAUUUAUGACCUUUUCAGAAAACACAAAAGCAUCUCUUUUGGAGGCUGUGUAGUUCAGAUCUUCUUUAUUCAUGCAGUGGGGGGCACCGAGAUGGUGCUGCUCAUGGCCAUGUCCUUUGACAGGUACGUGGCCAUAUGUAAGCCUCUCCACUACCAGACCAUCAUGAGCCCACAAAGGUGUGUCUCGUUUUUAAUUGCUUCCUGGAUUAUUGGUGUGAUUCACUCAGUGAUUCAGCUAGCUUUUGUUGUAGACUUACCCUUCUGUGGCCCUAAUGAAUUGGACAGCUUAUUUUGUGACCUUCCUCGAUUUAUAAAUCUUGCUUGCAUAGAAACCUACACACUGGAAUUUGUGGUUACUGCCAAUAGUGGAUUUAUUUCCGUGGCUUCAUUUUUAAUUCUGACCAUCUCUUACAUCUUUAUUUGGGUGACAGUUAAAAAAAAAUCUUUGGGCAGUUUAUGUAAGGCCCUCUCCACUCUCUCAGCUUAUGUCACUGUGGUGGUUUUGUUCUUUGGGCUGUUAAUCUUUUUCUAUACAUGGCCAUUUCCCACCUCCCAUCUGGAUAAAUUCCUUGCCGUUUUUGAUGCAGUUCUCACUCCUUUUCUAUACCCAGUCAUCUAUACCUUUAGGAAUAAAGAGAUGAGAGUGGCAAUGAGAAGACUGUGUACUCAGCUUGUGAAUUAUAAUAAGAGUUCUUAA
This is a messenger RNA of Castor canadensis (American beaver), 933 nucleotides long. RefSeq names its product olfactory receptor 4F6-like. Gene Ontology annotation, molecular function: G protein-coupled receptor activity; olfactory receptor activity. Gene Ontology annotation, cellular component: membrane. NCBI's taxonomy places the organism in Eukaryota, Metazoa, Chordata, Mammalia, Rodentia, Castoridae. The record is from RefSeq and is a predicted model, not a curated record. Gene Ontology annotation, biological process: G protein-coupled receptor signaling pathway.